Lichtheimia ornata is the source of this 1356-nucleotide messenger RNA. RefSeq lists its product as uncharacterized. Gene Ontology annotation, molecular function: zinc ion binding; nucleic acid binding. Lineage: Eukaryota; Fungi; Mucoromycota; Mucoromycetes; Mucorales; Lichtheimiaceae. The transcript has 7 exons. The coding region runs from base 1 to 1356 and encodes 451 amino acids. The record is from RefSeq and is a predicted model, not a curated record.
AUGUUUGACGACGAAGACGAACAAGAGUUAGAACUAUUACGACAAUACGAGGAACAAGAGGGUGACGUUCAACACCAAAGUUCAGAGAAUGAGCUAGACAGCGAUCUUGAAGAUACUAUUAUGAGUAUGGUCCAGUAUGGUUCAAGUCAAGCGACGACUAAACCAAAAGAGACCUCCCAUCGAGACGACAACCAAGAUACCAGCAGUGAAGAUGACACGAGUGUUUCGACAGCGUCGGAAAGUCAAGUGGAUAGGGUGGAUGAUGAUUCGAGUCUACCCAGCAACGAGGAGCUGCAGGUUUCAACAAGUAGCGUUCAUUCAUCAGAGCCCCGUGUGACACGAGUGAUUGAUCUUGGAGAAAAGCCAAAGUAUAUGGACGAAGAGGAAGAAGAUGAAGAAGAACGUGAAUUGAAUGAUGAGCUACAAGAUUUGAUCCAGUCUCAGAUUGAACAGCGUCAAUCAUCAAGGCGUAGUUUCAAGCCUCGUAGAAUCCAGCUUUGUUUUACAUGUUUACGACCAGGGCACGACCAGAGAAAUUGCAACGUCUGCUCGGAUUGUGGUCUUGAAAAGCAUCCACGACACUGUCCAGGUCUUCGAUAUUGCUUAAGGUGUAAACGACGAGGGCAUGAAGCAGCGGAAUGCGUGCAUAGAUAUGAACAUGGGUCAUGCAAAAGAUGUGGUCUAUCAUACCAUAAUACUGUUCAUUGUCCAAGUAUAGUACACAGGUAUAAAGGUCAAAGCACACCGGUUGCACAUGUAACACCUUAUUGCUACUUUUGUGGUCGAUCUCAGCAUUAUGGAGAUGAAUGCCCCAGACGAGGACACAAUCUCCAUGACGUGAUGUCUCCGUUUAGCAACAAAAAUGCAACCUUGGGAACACGCUUUGAAAUGCAACACAAUAUGAAAGCCUCGGCUAGCGCGUUCGCUGAAAGCAGACACAAGCGAUGGAAAGAUUCAGAUAGCAGUGAAGGAAGUCAACAAAGAGAUUCGUCAAAGAGAAGAAAACAGCAGCACAACAAGCCAUCAUUAGAUGAUUUUUUCGAGAGAAAUGGAUCACAUACCAGAGAAAGAUUCAACAGGGCGCAAAGACAUUCUCCUCCACAUCGUACUAUGGGAACACAAUAUACACAGCUUCAACGUGGACAUGGAAAUAACAACUGGAAUAAUAUACCGAGACCCACACGCUCAGGCACUGUCAAUAUCAAUGACCGGUCAAGUAUGGAUUUCCCGCGUAGCGGUGCAGCAGGCGGUCUCCCAAAACCCAGCUCAAGUGGCGUGAUUGAUAUUCCAAGAUGGAAUCACCAGCAACAGCAACGUGGACCUCGUUUCCGAGGAGGAUAUUCCUCAAGCCGGUGA